Molecule: messenger RNA, 12154 nt
Organism: Porites evermanni
Lineage: Eukaryota; Metazoa; Cnidaria; Anthozoa; Scleractinia; Poritidae
Source: the annotation of a GenBank genome assembly
UUAUUCCUUCUUUUUAAAGAGCACCAUCUAAACGUGACGGGACAUAAUGUAAGUGCCUGUAGUUUUCAAGUGUUUUGGAGCCCCGUCCCGCUUGGCAUUCAAGGUUACAUGGUGAAGUACUGGGGCGAGAAAGAGAAUAAAGAGUCUGCGAGUGCGCGGAUUGUGUGCAACACAACACAUAGUUUACUGAUUGACAGCUUAAAACCCUCUACAAGCUAUGUAGUACAGGUCACAGCCUUUUGGAGUGGACAGGUUGUUAGAGGCCAAGUAAAUAUUUCCACGGAGGAAAGGGAUUCCUGUUUUUCAGUUUCGUUGGAAUACAAGCUUAACGUUACUGGCCACAAUGUAUCUGGCAGUGAAAUACAAGUUUACUGGAAUCCAGUCCCACUUGACAUUCAAGGUUAUAGGGUUAAGUACUGGGCCUUGACAGACGGCGAGGACGCUGCAGAUAUCAGAAACGUUUCAAACACGACGCAUAGCUUGUUGAUUGACAGAUUAAAACCCUCCACAGUUUAUACAGUGCAGGUGACAGCUCUCUUGACUGGACAAGUCAUUAGGGGUGAAGCAAACAUUUCCACAGAUAAAAGCGGUAUGUGAAAAUUUACGAUUUUUGUCAGUUGAUCAAAUGAAAAAUCUAAGCUUCCUGAAUGUGUGUGUAUAACGUAUCAAUCAUUUUACAGCGCUUAGCAUAAUAAUUCCAUAAAUUAAAAAACUCUGUAAAAUGUCAAGGAUGACAAAAGCUACCAUAGUUCCACAAUUUUGUCUUUUACUUUUGUUCACUAGAUUAUAAGCUUAACGUCACGGGCCACAAUGUAUCUGACAGUAAAAUACAAGUGUUCUGGAACCCACUCUCACUGGACCUGAUUCAUGGAUACAGCGUUAGGUACUGGGCCCUGGAGGGAGACUGGGUCUCUACAGCUGUUAGAAACGUUUCAAAGACGACCCACAGUCUGUUGAUUGACAGAUUAAGGCCCUCUACAGUUUAUGUGGUGCAAGUGACAGCACUGUUGACUGGACAGAUUAUUAGAGAAGAGGCAAAUAUCUCCACAGACGCCGAGCCAGGUAUGUAUGAGUGGUCCUCGUUUCUGAGUUGUAAAGCAAAUAAUUAGAAAAUGAAAGCCGGUACUAACAAGGAAUACCUGUACAUUCAUUCAAAAUAUUUGAAAAAUCUAAGCUACCUGUAGGAAACUUUUUAGUGGUGACAUAUUUCGGCAAUACUUCCGGCUAAAAUGGCUGAGAAUAAUGUCAAUGUCACGCUUGAUUAAAAAUACCAUCGAAUUAUAAUGAUGUACCAGAAACUCGGAUAUCAUUACAUAGGACAGGAGCCCUAUUGAUAGGCUCCUGAUAGAACAAAAGGAGCGUAAAUUUGUCUCUUGUUGGAAAUAGAUGGCAACUAAAAUGUACGCCGGUAGUCACGGACUAUCAGUAUGACUGUAGGACAAAUUAAAGUUUCUAGUAAUAAACUCUAGUACCACUAAGAUCAAUAAUUACAAUUAUCAAUCGUUAGCUCCUUGUGAUGCGCCGAACCAGCUUACUACCCGCGACAUCACAGCUACCAGUGCAAUCUUAGAUUGGGUUUACGACGGAGCAUGCGCAGCAGCUGGUUUGGUCACGGGGUACAGAUUAACCUACACAAGUCAUGGGAUUCCCACUGAGUUGGACAUCCCGGAUGUGCAAACCACUGAGACACAGCUAGACCAGCUGACGCCAGAAACAACCUAUUGGGUUGAAGUAUUAGCCUUAACUUCUGAUGGUAAAAACAGCCCGCCUUCUGACUGGGUGGAGUUUACAACCGAACAUGAUAGUGGUAGGUCGCACAAUUUUGAACCUUUUUCAUGUCGGAGAAACACAUCUUUUUACUUUCUCAAACUCAUAUUAUUAGAGUGUUUUUUAACUUUAACUUUGAAAUAAAAGGGUUUCACGAUUGUCUCUUGCUAAUUUUGCGCACGGCAUUAUAUUACUUCCGCAGCUUCAGACUUAACUCCCAAUAACCUUCAUGCCGUCUUAGUAUUAUCAGAUGCAAUAUCGCUGAGAUGGUCGCUUCCAGAGAACGACGAGGCCGAGGUCCAUCAAAAUGACUACACUGUUAUGUACCGUCCUGUAAACGGUGGGGCCGAGCGACACGUAACAAUAGAGGGACAUGGAAAGAGAUCGUGUUUUUUGUCCGGACUGAGACCGAAAACCACGUAUCAACUGCGUGUUAAGGCUUCUGGAGCACAUAAAGAUGGGCCUGUGUCACCUUCCAUUAACGUGACAACUCUCGACAGUGGUAGGACUAGCUUAUUAUUGGUAGAGGUAUUUGUGUUUUUCCCAUCGGUGUUAUCAUCGCGAUGAAGGCUUUCGUUUCCAAACACCAAAAUUAACCCCUACGUUUGUUGAAAGAAGUUUAACUAAAUAAAGCUAUAGAGGAAACUCAAAAUUUGUCAUGGAAUGUAGAGAAGCUUUCACAGCAAGGACCCCAAAAGUGUGACCGCUUUUGAUUUACUCACAUUCUUUCGUGCAGAUUUAAUCCAAUCAAAAUCCAGCUGAAAACUAUCCUAGACUUCUGAUUCGUUAAUGUCUGCAUGAAAGAAUGUGAGUUAAUUAAAGGAGGUCACAUUUUAAUGCUCCUUGCUGUAACAAUUACCUCAAAAGAUAUAAGGGAAAACUUAACUUAAAUAACCAUCACAUUGAUUCUCACCGUGUGAAAUUAGUUCCCAGUGCACCGCCAUCAAACAUAACCAUUAUGGCUUCAACCAGCACGAACCAACUCCCAGUCCAGUGGAAGAAAAUCCCAGAAACUGAAGCCAAUGGUAUUAUAACGGGUAGGUAUUUCGUGUAGGUAUACAUAUGACUUAGAGCGUAACCGCCACUGCAAACUCAAAACCAUUUCUAUAAAGGUUUAAAUCAAUGCAGUAAAUUUACCCUCUUUAAGUCAUCUUUUAAGCGUGUGAAAAGUUUUAAUACUUCUUUUGAUACUAGAUAGAUAGGAGCGCUGGAAGGAAAAUUCAACAACAAAUCGUAUAACUCCAAAGGAUUUCACAAACUCGAAAAGACAAGAGGUUCAAAUCGUCUCAAUAAUCGUUCCAGGGGCAAAUGGAUAAUUUUAGGAAAUUAGGUAAUUUUAGGAUAAUUUUAGGAGCUGCCGCUGCCUAUCGAAAGAGGAAGGGGUUAAAUACAUCCUAGCGAUAAGAUGAGAUAACACAGAGAUCAACAGUUAUCAUGCAAUAAAACUAAAAUAAGGUAUUUACAAUAACGUCCAUGUAGCCUACCUGGUCAAAUACCAAGCAGUCAUGGUUGGCGGAAAGAGUGUUGAAGAUGAGCCCGUAAGGGAGAAAAUUGUUGACGCUGACACAUAUUCAGUUACACUGGAUGAUGUACAGAGUUUUACAGCUUAUGACAUCAGGAUAGCAGGAGUUACAAAACGAGGGGAAGGAGUGUAUAGUAAGCAGAUGGUGCAAGGUAAACAGACGUCUAGAAAUCAAAAUAAACACAAUAUAAGGGCUGGAAUUCUGCAGGGUUAACUGCAAGUCGGAAAAUGUCGUUAAAAACAUGGUGAAGUCUUUUGGUCAAAGUCAACGCGGUCCCCCCCCCAAAAAAAAAAAAAAAAAAAAAAAAAAAAAAAAAAAAAAAAAAAAAAAAAAAAAAGGGGUUUUAAAAAAUUUUGGUAAAAAGGUUUUAAAAACACCCCCCCGAAAAAAUUUUUUAAAAAAAAAAAACCCCCAAAAAAAAAAACUAAAUUUUUUAUACAAAAAAAAGCUCUUUUUCUUCUCCAAAAACCACAAUUUUUUUUUAAACAAGCCCACCCUAAAAAAAACAAUGGGCAAAGAGAAAAAGAUCUCUAAAAAAAAAAAAAAACAAAAAAAAAGGAGGAGAAUUGCGGGGGGUAAACCGAAAAUCAGAAAACGGCCAUAAAAAAAUGGUGAAGUGUUUUGGGCAAAGAAAAACGGGCCCCCCCCCCAAAAAAAAAAAAAAAAAAAAUAGAUAUAUAUAUAAAUAAAUAAAAGACCAAUGAGUGGUAUUGAAAGAAUUGCUGAUAAGGAGUUUGAAAGCUCACCCCGUAGAGAUUGAUUUACAGAGAACUAACGCCUCAAAUUAAAUGGACUAAUUGUACUAUGCAAUUAAGCGCUGAUCCUUCUCCAAAUUACACAAUUUUGUUUCAGAGACGUGCCACUGUGAAAAACGACUAAGCACAAAUUACUGGUUAAAUCCGCCUUACGUCAUCAGCUCAUCCACGAAUCAGAACAUUAGCGGCAUUUUCAUGGAUGUUCUUGACAAGAUGGUACCUCAGUGCUGUGGUGACUGUUACAAUGGUCACGGAAAAUCCGUGAUAGAUUACAACCUGGACGGGCGAAAUAAUUCAGCGAGAAAGGACACAAAGCAAGAUUUAAAUGAGGCCAUAGAUCACCGUAAUGAUCUAACUUUUCCUGUCCACGGUUACACUGACCAGCGGACGUAUUUAGGAAGUUACAAGUAUGUCCCCGUGGUGGAGACCCCUGGUGCAGCUUUCAUUGUCAAACAUGAUCGUUUGAAGGCCCCUAUUACCAACGCACUGUUUACAAGCUGGCCUCUUGCCAUAGUCAUUUUAGUAUUUCUUUUGUUGUUCGGAUUCUUGUAUUGGAUGAUGGUAAGCUUUAGGUUUUUUUUACGAUUCAACCCUUUAAGUCCCAAUCUCCAAAUACAAAUUCUCCAGAGUGAUCUCCAUACAUUUCCGUAAAGAACUUAGUUGAGACAAUUUCUUGUUGAAGUACUAAAAGACUUUAUGCAAUUCCAGUGUCCGCUCAAUCGAUUCAUACAAAACUUCACGUAGACUUGCUACUCUGGGUUGAAAAUGAAUUUAUGGCCUCUCAUUUGAAUGUAAGAAAUGUUUUCUACCACAUAAACAAUUCAAACAGAAUAGAAAACAGUAGUAUUUAAGUGCCCUUUGCUGCUAACGAACAAACUUGUGUGUAUAAAAGUAGAAAAAGUAUUGAAACAAAAAUGUAAUAGGACAGGCCUAACCAAACACUCACAAUAUUGCGAAAAGCAGCUGCGAAAGAAAGAAAGCCUUGGGCGACCAAUGACAGGGAAGUAUUUUAUCUCUUUCACUCUUUUAUUAAGUAACAGGGAGGCAGCGUGACCGAGUGGUUAAAGCACGCUUAUAGAUUUGCAAUUCAGAGACCCCGAGUUCAAGUCCCGCCUAGUCUGCUACAAAGCCGUUUUUAGUGUCGUCACGCAACGCUCAGGUCCCGCCCUGACCGCUAGUACUUUACGGUAGUCCCGAGCUCAAAUCCACGCUCGUAAAUAGCCCUGUUAAAUCAGGACGUAACAUGUUGAUUGAAAUCGAUCAUCGGAAAGCUAGUCGAUAAGUCGAUAGCGCUCGAUAAUUGUCGAUUGAUUAGUUUAACUUGUCGAUAAAAGUCGAUAAUCACAAAGUUCUCAGGGCUGGCUAUCGAUUUGUAUCGACUUCAACAUGUCAAGUGAACGAAGAUACUUUGUAUAAGCAUCGUGAGUGUAAAAAGUUGUACGGCGCUGAUAAUGGCAAUAAAGCUGAAUAAAGUUGCAUUAAAACCUGAAAAAAACAUAUGUUAUCUUCUUCAAUCCGCAACCGAAUGUUUACCUCAAGAAAUCUGAAGAAAUGCGCCUUCGUUUGCACCACUCGCGUUCAAUAUCGCUUCUGUCGCUUAUUUUUUCCGGUCUUGCGCCGCGAUUGUUUUAGUCAGCACCGGUACACACCUUAUAAGGGCCCUGAGAUAGCGGGAAAAUGCUACGAUAAAUAAAGAACAAAUGCAGACAAAGUACUCAGAUGUAGUUAACUUUUAUUCAAUUAUUGCCGGUUAUUGUUGUUCGCUGGAUCCUCUUCUGUAUUGUCCAGGCUUGUACAGGCCCUGCUUUGCUUUUCCCCUUUGGAUGACGAGGAGCAAAUGGAGUACAUCUAAAUAAUUUAGGUGAUGAGGUGCGGUGAGUUGUUUCAUAUUGGAGUUUUUACUGGGAAGAUAACAGAGGCUACUAAAAAUAAUAAAUUCGCUUUGUUUUAGCUCUCUACUCAGCUCUAGUUACAGUGCAAAAUAAAACAUUGAAACAUACAUAGCUCUACAUAUGAUCGUUUUUUAUCUUUCGAUUCUUUUCGAUAAAAGUCGAUUGAAAUCGAACUCUAACACCAAAAGUCGAUCAAAAUCGAUAAUCACAAGAAAUUUUGGGAUCGACUUUUAUCGAUUUCCGAUAUUUGUCGAUUAAUUAGUAUCGACUUUUAUCGACAACGAUCGAUUUUUAUCGACUAUCGAAAUUAUCAACAUGUUACGUCCUGGUUAAAUUCGAUUUGAAUUAUUUAUUUCAGGCGUUUGCUCGGCCCCACUAGCAUUAGUGCUAUAAAUACUGCCGUGGGUAAAUAACGGAAUUAUUGUUAUUAUUGAGAAAUUAAUUACAAAAUGUUUAUUCAUUUGUUAAUUAAGGACUGUGCAGAAAACCCCGAGGAGAUCCCGCCUACGUUUCUAAAAGGAUUCUGGGAAGCAAUGUGGUGGGGGUUCAUCACUGCCGCAACAGUAGGGUAAGACAAGGUUCUUAACUUGCUGAAUAAAUCCAAGUGAAAAUGGUCCACAUUACUACAAGGUUUGGUGUCUUCUUGAACCAUUAUUCAAAGUGUCGUUCGAGAAAGCAGUUAAUAACAUUUGAAACUUUGGAAGCGUACAGCAACAAGUUCCCUUGCAAAACUAAGGAAAACGAAAAUAAUAAUAAUAAUAAUAAUAAUAAUAAUAANAGUUUUUACUGGGAAGAUAACAGAGGCUACUAAAAAUAAUAAAUUCGCUUUGUUUUAGCUCUCUACUCAGCUCUAGUUACAGUGCAAAAUAAAACAUUGAAACAUACAUAGCUCUACAUAUGAUCGUUUUUUAUCUUUCGAUUCUUUUCGAUAAAAGUCGAUUGAAAUCGAACUCUAACACCAAAAGUCGAUCAAAAUCGAUAAUCACAAGAAAUUUUGGGAUCGACUUUUAUCGAUUUCCGAUAUUUGUCGAUUAAUUAGUAUCGACUUUUAUCGACAACGAUCGAUUUUUAUCGACUAUCGAAAUUAUCAACAUGUUACGUCCUGGUUAAAUUCGAUUUGAAUUAUUUAUUUCAGGCGUUUGCUCGGCCCCACUAGCAUUAGUGCUAUAAAUACUGCCGUGGGUAAAUAACGGAAUUAUUGUUAUUAUUGAGAAAUUAAUUACAAAAUGUUUAUUCAUUUGUUAAUUAAGGACUGUGCAGAAAACCCCGAGGAGAUCCCGCCUACGUUUCUAAAAGGAUUCUGGGAAGCAAUGUGGUGGGGGUUCAUCACUGCCGCAACAGUAGGGUAAGACAAGGUUCUUAACUUGCUGAAUAAAUCCAAGUGAAAAUGGUCCACAUUACUACAAGGUUUGGUGUCUUCUUGAACCAUUAUUCAAAGUGUCGUUCGAGAAAGCAGUUAAUAACAUUUGAAACUUUGGAAGCGUACAGCAACAAGUUCCCUUGCAAAACUAAGGAAAACGAAAAUAAUAAUAAUAAUAAUAAUAAUAAUAAUAAUAACUAAACAAAAAAUGAUGAUGACGAUGAUAAUCAAAUGGACCGCUUGAUGCAGUGUUCAAGCUCCCUGCCCGAAUGGCAUGCUAGUUAAUCUCAAGACGCUGUAUCAUGACACUGAUACCACUGAAUACCGCACUUUUAGACUCCCGAGAGUAACAAAAAUAACGUGCGCGAAUGAACUUUGAGUCAUUAAAACUAAAUGUCUGUAUUUCUGCCCUUUGCAGACGCAGUACUACAAUGCCUAGUUACACUAACCACUUCAUUCAUUUGUCUAUCAUUUGCAUAGAGAUGUAUCAAGUCUACAAGCUAUCGUGUCUCUAGGGUUAAGUUGAUAGUAUACAUAUCAUGAAACGUUAAAGUUCCGGUUGUAUUCUGUAUUUGUGUAUUAUGUAGAUAUGGAGACCGUACUCCUCGUUCGUUCUUAGCCAAGGGGCUAGCCAUGAUGUGGAUGCUGACUGGGGCUGUGCUGUUUAAUCUGCUGACUAGUUAUCUUAGCACUGGACUAACAGUGCUUACUGUUCAAGAUAACUUCAAGUUGUAUGGUAUGGAGGUAGGGAAUACUGAUCGGAACUUCUAGUAACUUUUCACGUUUUUUUACCCUUAAGUACUUGUUAUUAGUUGUAAUUAACCUAGUGCAUGUUUUCUUUUGACAUUUUUUAAAAUUCUUAUUGAUUAGAUUUUUGAUUUUUUAGUCAGCAGGACCCAGUUCAUAACAGUACUUGGUACUGAAGGGUUAUCCUAGAUAAAUAUUCGAUUAUUGUUGUUAUUAUUAUUAUUAUUAUUAUUAUUAUUAUUCGUGUCUAACCUUAACAACAGUGGAGUACGUAAGAAAGAAAAAUAUCUGAACUUGAUCAACGAAAUGAGUAGAAAUUACAGAUGUGUGAGAUUUGUAAAUCUGUCCAUGAGUUCCCUUGGCGUUUUCUCCGAUGAAUGCUCCACGUUCUUAGACAUGAUGAAUGACAUUGGCAUUGACAAAAAGCAGCAACUUUAUAUAAUCAAGAAAAUGAUAAAUAUAGCCAUUAGAGCAACAUAUUACAUCUUUUGUUGUAGAAAUAGGAACUGGGAUAGCCCAGACUUAAUGCAAUUUUGAUUUCUUUUUUUUUCUUUUUUUGGCUUUUGUUUUGUUUUUGUUUUUGUUUUUUUUUCCUUUUUAAUAAUCCAAUCUCAAGCAGCAUUUGUAUAGGGCUUAUACGUAGCGAGAUUUACAAUUGUACAUUCAAAAACACAAAUAAAGUUUCCAUUAUUACGCCUAGAAAUGGGCCUAAUGACUGAAAUUAUGUUUGUUCGGAUAACAAGUCCAGAAAGACUGGUUUUGUAAGAUACUGACGAAGCACAACUCACUUUGAUAACUACGGCAUAGACUUGCUACAAAGUCGACCUCUCACAAGUUCUUAAAAGUGAGCGAAGCGAGCUUCAAUGCAUAAAAUGGCAUAACCGCACAGGUUGUCAAAACGUCAGUUAUUGUCAAUAACAGGCAAUGCUUUUUUUUCAGGUGGCUGCUCUCGACGAUUCUCCCGAGUAUCACCUGGCUGUAAGGAGAAACGCACAAGUAAACAAAGGUAAAACGCUUGAAGACGUCAAUACCACUACUAUAAAACUUAAGAGUCAACAUAAUCGAGAGAGAAUUUCUUGAACAUGGUUCAAAACUCAUUAAUAAUUCAUAAAGAAAGAUAAAAAACAGAUUGAAGAAGUUAAUGUUGAAUUAGUGUCUUUACAUCUGAUAAAGACACUGCUAAACUUUACGUCCAAUUUUUUACACCAAAAUAACCCCAAAUCUAAAUAUUGGUGCAAGAAUGAAUUCAUCUAUAUCAGAGAUUUUAAAGCUGUUAAAAAAACUCCCAGUCAUGUAUUAUCAGGUUAAAAAACUCGGGCUUCCCCUCGAGUUAACCUGCUAAUACACUCCUGCUCAUUUUUAACCAGUACAUAACAACUCUUACACCUCGCGCACAAGAGUUAUAUAUCUAAAUUUAUUUUUCUCAUUUUCAGUCCGCAACUACACGCAACUUGAAGAUAUAAGGGACGAUUUACUGUCAGGGGUGGUGAAAGGCGCCUUACUUGACACAUAUGUAGCAGCAGCAAGAAAAGAUAUUUUUGACCAUGAAUCAUUAGCAGUUCAUAAGGUAAACAAUGAAUGCACCAAACUUUUAUACCACGCCAUAUUUAUCCUAGCCUAAAUUUAAUUUCACAUAAACUUCAACUUAGCCCAUUUCUUGACUCCACAUGGUCCUCAAGUACUAGUCAUACUGAAGAGCUCUUGUUACGGCCAAAAUGGAAUGUCAACGGAGUUGUAAAAUAAAAAUUUUUAAAUCAGAUAUAAGAAAAUUUUGACGCAAAAUGAAAGUCUUGUGUUUGGAAACUCUCUUUAACGAUUACCUCUUGUAAGCGUCCAAGACCAUUUUCUGGGCUAACCGUUUUAACUUAGCCAUUGUUCUGAACCUCUUGCAAGCACAUACCUGAUACCAUGGUACUGCUUGGAUUGUAAUUUAGAACUUGCAUACCAGAAAUCUUCCUCUAACAAGUCAAUGUGUCAGACCUUUUUUCGGCAGAAACCCCUGUGGCUCAACUAAACCAAUUAGUGGUCACCUCACCUCCCAAAAGCAGCCACUGAAUCUUGGCGUAUUGGUUAACCUGUGACCAGGCUCACUUGUCUGAAUUCGGGGAAAAUUAUUUUGACGGCGGAGCCGCCAUUCAGCAAGGAAAAGUAGACGGCCCAGCUCUGCUGCCAAAAUUUUCCACAAACUUGCACAAGUGAGCCUGCUUGCAGACUACAUAUUGGUCACUUACAGAGAUUCAAGACUUCAUCUAUUUUGUGCCUCAUUAUGUAGUUCACCCCAUCACUUUUUCCUGUUAGAUGCACUCUUUACAAGGCACUCCAGAUGCUUAAGUCGUAACUGUUCUCAUUUUUUUUCAGCUUAUAGACUACCAAUCUUCUUUUGGCAUUGUCCUGGGAGGUAAUUCUGUAAGGCUGCAACACUGUUUUCUGGAUUAUCUUAAGCAGGAAAGAUCUUUUUUAACAAGUCUCAUUGACAAUUAUACAGAAACAUUACAGGUAGGAAGAAGUUCAAACUUGGAAAGCAAUAGAAUGCGAUAACUAACAUAAGCAAACUGGCAUAAAAAGCACGUAACCUGUUGUCUGGUAGUUAGUUCAUCAGUGUUCUUGUAUCUGGAAAACCUAAUUGGGCCAUUUGUGAGUUCCAAAACCCCUCACUUUCAAAACUAAGUGAAAAAACUUCCUUGUUAUAAUGGGUUUGCAUGAGAAUAAAGAAUAAUUUUCAUACCAGUGGCUUCAUACUUUCAAACUGAGGCUUGGGUCAACUCGGGAAUAACCUAUAGGUUUGUUUACUAGCUGUGGUUUGGGAAAUGAGCCCACACUUCUCCCUUCCCUCGGGGGAACGAGAGCGGGCCCAAAGGAGCAGUGGAAAUAGAGCCUAGAAACCUGAAAUUUUACUCAAUACUAAAUUUUGGUAUAUUACACUGUACAUGGAAAUUUGACAGACGACUUUAAUGGCUCUAUGUGAUCUACUUUAGCCUUCAACAGCCUCUAGAGCCGAGCAAGAAGCAACAGGGCUCUUUGAUAGUUCAGAUGAUAUCUACAAGGUGAAUGUGAUUGUUUUAUCAGUCAUAUUGACUGCUGCUCUUUUAUGUGGAGUGGUUUAUGAGCUCUGUAGAAGAAGAAUGAACAGAGGUAACUUAUCAACAGUUAAUGUUUGUGCUUUUAACAGUGAAAACAUUCAUUGGCAUUAUGUGUCUGUCAUAGAAAUUACUUCAUUUUGUUGUAAUACACUUAUAAUUUGAUUAGUAUUUGGGUAGCCAUGUUACUUGACAACUGAGUAAACAAAGAGUUACCUCCAGAGUGAAAAUGGAAGUGCUACAAAUAGCCCAUAAAACCAACUACUUCCAAGUGCCUCCUACACAGGCUAACAUGAGGUGAAGAAAAUAUUUUGACCUUGGUGGGAUUCAAACAAACCAUGACUUCGGUGGAUUAUAUCUACCGUUGUUUUACUGACUAAGUUACGAACCCUGAUAGGGGCAAGUAGUGUGUAAUUAAGGUCAGAAGUGGUUAAAGUCAAAAUUCAAUAAAACUGCCAAAUUUCAUUUUUUAAAGUGCUGAGAAAAAAACGGGGCAUGUGAAAGUACUGCUAACGAGGUUUCUUUUGAAUGGUAACACCACAGGAUUUCAUCUACAGACUCAAAAGUUAAUCCUCCCUUGGCAGACAAAAUCAUUCACUCUAGGAAAAAAAGUUUAUCUGCCAUCUAGCUUGGCAGGUGUAAAUUCAGGAAAAAUGCAGUUGCAAACUGUUAAAAUGAGUGUCAAAUGUUUGUGUUAAUAUGUACAGAUUACUUGAAUAAACUGCUAACUAAUAUUUCUUUUUACAAUUGAGAAGUAGACGAUAAAGAAAUUAGUUUAAUGCUAACCAGAAAGGAGGAGCUGAUCCAAGAGAUGAGAGUUUUACUGGCAGAAUUCUACAGUAAUAUGAACAGACAGUACAUAAAACUGAGUGCAAGACAUGGACAAGAGCGGAAAGUAGUGCUGGAUACAAUGAUGAAGGAGAUAAAAUCAUUACCACCUCAGGAGAGGAGAAAACGAGCUAAUUUGCAUAAGGAAGAACAGAAAACUUGGGAAUGCAAGGAUAAUAAACUGUAUUUAGAUGAUACCAGUUGA